AAUUACACGGCGAACUGUCAAAAGUCUAUGUAACUUUUAGCCUUUUGAAGAAGCAACCGACAAUUGAAAAUUUAUACAAAUUCCAUAAGCGUUUAAUUCUAAUUCAAUUGUUUUUCACAAACCAGUUCAGUGUAUUUUGCGUUUAAAAAUGCUGCGCAAUAUUUAAUGAAACAUAUUUAAAAAAAAAAAAUCGUAAAUUUUCGUUUUGCGGUGCCUUCUUACGGUGCUAACUGAUGACGUACUGCUGUUGAUUUUGCGGUUGUUUUAGGCAGCAAGAAAAGGAAGAAGAACCUUAGAACAGAACUAAUAAAUUAGCCAUUGAGUGCAAAGCGUAAUUUUGAAUCUGUUUAGGUAAACACGCAAGUCUGCCAAUCAUUUAGUGCUUAAACAUUGAGUAGUCGAGUGAAGAGCAAAUUACGUGUACUCGUAAUUUUCAAAAGCAAUCAACAGAAGUAAAAGUAAACGGCUGCAGAAAAAUAGCAAAUCUAUAUGCAAAACCAAAGUGGGUUUUGCUCGUUGGGCUGAAAAAUACCGCACACAACAUAUUUUGGCUGAAGUAAUUACUUAAUAAAAGCAAAAUGCUCCCGCGUACAGCAGAACUUUUGCGCGUGCUGCACUUGCGGCACCGCUUUUUGGGACGACGCGGCUUGGAUAGUAUUAAUAGAGUGCUGAUAGGGCGGUUUAAUAGCCGCACUUACGCUAACGGUGUACCGAGUUUUGCAAGCCACAGAUCAAACAAUUUGAAUGUUUUGAGUCGUUCAUACUCUAAGAAGGAAGUGAAGGCUCAAGGGGCAGCUGCUGUAUCCACAUCAUCGACCGCAAGUAUUGAUAAUGAGGCUACAUCAAAAGUGAAAACUACCAAAAAAUCUGCUACAGAACCUAAGCAAAUAAUGAAAACAAAUCCAACCCCUAGCGCAACUUCUCAUUCAGAAGCUGCAAAAAAGAGCGAAACUAUAAAAAAAAUGGAGGUCAAAACCAGCAAAGGUGUACUCUCGAUCACCGCCACAAUUGAAGGCUCAAAAAUUAAUGAUCUGGUUUUUGAGAAAACGAAACCGCCUGUUGUAACAGAGCUGGCAAUACCACCGGCCAAAGUACCUGUAAAUGAUCUAUUAAAAGAGACAGCACAAGCAGCUGCUGCACAGCUGCAAACAUCGCCCACAAUAGAGGCGGUGGCAACAGCGGCUACAGUGGCAGCUGCAACGGCAAAAGCCAAGGCGGCGAUAGCAAAAGCCACGCAGCCGAAAAUUAUAGACACACCGGAAACAUCUGCAGCGCCUCAAGCGCCUGCAACACAGCCAACAGCCAAAACCCCACCCACCGUUGAAGUGGUCGUGCAGAAGCCGAAGCGUGUACUGGUCGACUUUAAUCGCUCUUCUUUAGAGCGUAAUUUUAUAACGCCAGCGCGCGCUAUGAGUGACUUUCUAUUAAAAGCUUCCGAUCUGGAGAGUCUAUCGAAGAUAAAACGACGUUCGCCGUAUGAACAAGAGCCACCUAUAACCGUGUAUUGGCGCAAAGACGUUGAGGCGAAGGCCAUCGGUGUAUGGGGCUCACGGGAGAACUUGCUAAGGGAACAACUAAAGCGUGAGGUCGAACGGAAGAAGCAUCAACAAAAUCUCUUCACAGUGAAGCGUCGCUUGCGCGACUAUCGGCGCGAAAUUGGUGCACGCGCGGUAGUGGUUGACACGGAGCCAGGUCUGACGGGCAAAUCCGGCAAGGUGGUGCUCAUAGCGAUUGGCAUCAAUGGACUGAAUUUCCUGUUUAAGGCCUGCGGUUGGGUGUAUUCCGGCUCACACAGCAUGUUCGCCGAAAGCAUACACUCGCUAGCCGACACAAUAAAUCAGCUUAUAUUGGCAUAUGGCAUACACAAGUCGACGCAAAUGGCCGAUUCGGAUCACCCUUAUGGCUAUAGCAAUAUGAAAUAUGUUUCCUCGCUAAUUUCGGGAGUUGGCAUAUUUUGUGUGGGUGCUGGCUUAUCGGUGUAUCACGGCAUCACAGGACUUUUACAUCCGGAACCAGUUGAAGAUUUCUUCUGGGCCUUCUUCAUACUCGGCGGCUCACUGGUGUCUGAGGGUGCUACGCUCAUUGUGGCGCUUAAUGAAUUGCAGCGUGCGGCCAAGUGCAGUGGGGUAUCCUUUAAGGAUUACGUACUGGGCGGCAAAGAUCCCUGUGUAAAUGUUGUACUUACUGAAGAUGCUGCCGCAGUAACGAGCGUAGCUGUCGCGGCUGCGUGCAUGGGACUCACUUCGUUUACUGGCUUGCCAGUCUUUGACGCUGUCGGUUCUUUAUUGGUUGGUGGCAUUUUGGGCGCGGUGGCAUCCUUCAUUAUUUACACAAAUGCAACUGCACUGGUGGGCAAAUCCAUAUCGGAAGAUUUGUUGAACAAAAUAAAUGCUGAGCUUGAAAGUGAUGUGAUGAUACGCGCCAUACACGAUGUGAAGGGCAUCGAUAUGGGCAACUCUUUAAUACGUUACAAGGCCGAAAUGGAUUUCGACGGACGUGAGUUGACGCGGUCAUAUUUGGAUAAGCAGGAAUUAAAUGAUCUAUUAAUGACAGUUCAAUCAUUCCAAAAAGUUGAGCAAUUGGAAGAAUUUUUACUCAAACACGGCGAGAAUAUUGUUGACCUAAUGGGUGGCGAAAUCGAUCGAAUAGAAAUGAAGCUAAGGAAAAAAUUCCCCGAAAUACGACACUGUGAUCUAGAGAUUUUGUAAUCUGCUUAUUUAUGCUUGUAUUUAACUAAUUUACUAGGGUAUACAAAUACUCGUGGGCUCUCUCUAAAUGAAUGUGUUGCAACAUACAAGAAUUCAUUGUUUAUAAGCGAAGAGUGCUAAUUUUAGUUGUAUGGACGCGCAAUUUUUACGCUAGAGCUACAAUAAGAAUAUAAGAAAAAAUCCAAGUUUCAUGCUGUGAAACCACAAUAAUUAAAACUAUGUAUGCUUGAACUAUUUUUAAUUUGUUUGCCUCAUUAAAAAAAAACGAACCUAAUUUAUUGUCAAAUAAAAUGUGAAGUAAUCAAAAAGUACUAUGUUUUAAA
Molecule: messenger RNA, 3031 nt
Organism: Anastrepha obliqua
Lineage: Eukaryota; Metazoa; Arthropoda; Insecta; Diptera; Tephritidae
Gene: ZnT49B
Product: proton-coupled zinc antiporter SLC30A9, mitochondrial
Exons: 12
Coding region: 579-2708 (709 amino acids)
Biological process (GO): zinc ion transport; transmembrane transport
Cellular component (GO): membrane
Molecular function (GO): monoatomic cation transmembrane transporter activity
Source: RefSeq, a predicted model, not a curated record